GAGAACGCCAUGUUCUCACCCGUCGCUAUCAGACGUCUAUCAUUUCUCGUUCGGCAUUGUUCCUGCAGCUCAUAUCUUCAGCCUUGCCUGUGUGUUGAGGUCAAUGUCUAUUUUCGCGUAUGUCGGGGUCCAAUAACCGUUCAGCCGUGUCGUGUCCGAGUACGUGCAUACAUAUGCCCUUGCUACCACAUCCAAACAUCCAUUUUCAGCGAAGAAAGGCCGGGGUAAUUUGCGACAUGUGCGAAAACGCCCCGCGUACAAAAUACGCCGGUCCGCUGCCAAUACAGCUUUCUCCACAACUCUCCCCUUAGCCUCUCCGGUGUGACAAAAGAAGGCUUAUAUCGAUUUGUCUACCCAGUAAGAUACGCUAGCAUACACCAAGAUGUUUGGCAGGCAAGGCUUUCCCGCUCUUGCUCUUGCUCUUCUCCUAGCCUUCACUAGCGUAGUACGCGCUAGUGGUCCGACGAGUAUCUUCAUUGAUCAGAUCGAAGAAUACAAACUUCUCGCAACAUGUGCCGAACUUGAGUUGUCGACUAUCGUGCGUAACAUGGAAUGGGGGUGUGGGGAUGGCGGCUCAUACCAGUCAUUUACUUGCUUCUGCUACGAGAGCUCUGCCAAGUUCUCUAGCAUGAUUGGAGCCCAUGUCAUGACCAAAUGUCCAGAUGACCCUUCGCAAAAUACGACGGCGCUGGAGGUCUUCAGCAGCUACUGUGAUAUUGGUGGGUCUAAGUUGGCUGAGAUCGUCGCCGCUACAACGUCAGUACCAGCAACAACGUCAUUGCCAUCACCAUCUUCUGCUUCUCCAGCAUCGACGCUGCAAUCAGCAUUCUCAACACCUACCUCAACAACACCAAAAUCUUCACCUGAACCGACUACAUUACCUGAGUCAGCGCCGGCUCCUAAGAACACCUCUCGGAAAGUCGCGAUAGCCACAGGUAUCACCGUUCCGAUAGUAGUGCUAGCUUCAGCCUUCGCGGCCUUCUUCUUGUUCCGCCGCUAUAGGAACAAGCAUAGUAAACCCGUGCUGUAUGAAGCCGACGGUUCUUCCUUGGAUGCAUCAAGGGGUGGCACAUGCCAUGAGGUCAGUGAGAAAGGGCAGAUUCCUGCAGAACUGGCAGAUCACGAUCCUCACGAGUUGGAUGCCGGAAGCGAUAGCAAGGUUUAAUGAAAAGCGCCUUUAGUGAUUGGAUUCUUGUGAGACUCAACGAGAAAGUCGGCAUAGUCUCGAGUAAAAGUCGCUUGCAUGAUUUUCUAUGUUUUGCGGUAGUGCAACAGGAUGGGAGUCUCUUCUCAAGGAUUAGAAGAAUGGAGAAAAUCUAACCCUGGCAUCCACUUGCCGCUUGGUACUCCAUCAUGACAGUCGUGUUAAGUCAAUCGUGACCAGGUUACUAAGGUAAGCCGU
Molecule: messenger RNA, 1402 nt
Organism: Alternaria rosae
Lineage: Eukaryota; Fungi; Ascomycota; Dothideomycetes; Pleosporales; Pleosporaceae
Exons: 4
Coding region: 383-1165 (260 amino acids)
Source: RefSeq, a predicted model, not a curated record